This is a messenger RNA of Ogataea philodendri, 414 nucleotides long. RefSeq lists its product as uncharacterized. The record is from RefSeq and is a predicted model, not a curated record. The coding region runs from base 1 to 414 and encodes 137 amino acids. NCBI's taxonomy places the organism in Eukaryota, Fungi, Ascomycota, Pichiomycetes, Pichiales, Pichiaceae. The transcript has a single exon.
AUGUACCAGUCAAAAUCUGAGCUCAGAGCAAGGUCGUCGUCGGUGUCGCUGUCAAACCCGUUGGAGUUUCCAGAAACAGCCGUGUUGGCCUGGACAAGAUGCUGUUUAGAGCCGGGAAUCAGCCAAUCCGGCAGCGUGCGCGGCAAUUCAGACGUGUUGCCGUUGACCAGAUCAAAGAUCAGACGCAUUGCAAUGCAGAACUCCUCAAAGUCCAACUGUCCGUCAACGUCGAUGUCCGAGAGGUCCCACACUUUUUCGAGCUGUGCCUGGUCCAACCGCGAGUUCUUGAACACAACAGACACCUUAUCGCCGCUGAGUUUGUUGUUGACGGGCUUGAGCCCGCUGAAGAUCUGCCAAUAUUUCUUAAUCUCCCAUUCUUCAAGUUUAGGCAUUUUCGGUGAGUUGUUUUUAUAG